Amphimedon queenslandica is the source of this 882-nucleotide messenger RNA. RefSeq lists its product as uncharacterized. Bases 25 to 663 code for a protein of 212 amino acids. The record is from RefSeq and is a predicted model, not a curated record. Lineage: Eukaryota; Metazoa; Porifera; Demospongiae; Haplosclerida; Niphatidae. The transcript is spliced from 8 exons.
CUGAAAGAUCUUCCUUUUAGAAAGAUGGAUUUAGUUGUUAAAGAAUCAGCACAUGAAUUUGGUUCCACUAGACAGAAAUUGAAACAGUAUCUGGCCUCAUACUGCAAUACAACUACUUCUACUAGUGAUGAGUCUCAUUUGCCUGAAGAUUUCAUCAUUCCUGACUAUCUAAAUGAUGGCAAAAUUACAGCCAGCGGUCCUCUCAAGUUAAGCGAUGUACUAGAACAGAGCAAAGUGCAUUAUAGUAUUUGGGAGACCAUCGUAGUUUUUAUCAAAAAGCUUUUUGUUCCUUUGGAUGAUCCAGAACGCCACUUACGGAAUGCAGAAAUUGAUGCUUUCCUUGUGCAAUUGGAAAUGCACUUCAUAGCAGGCUGUCAUAAUUUUUUUAAAAAUAUUAAACCAAAAAUAGUAGAGGGCUACCUUAAACAGCACCAAGAAAUUGCUGAGCGACACAUAGCUGAUGUGGAACGAUUAUAUUUUGAACAGAGAGAAGCAAUGGAUACCCAAGUUAAAAAAUGGAGGAAACAAGCUAAAUUUAAUAAGGAAUUGGUACAGUAUCAUUCUGAAUUAUGUGAGAAUAUGAAGAAGCAGAAAGCUCAUCUUUUAUCUCUUGCUGAUCGCUUUGGAAUUUCCUUGUGUUCUGAGGAUUCACAAGAUGAAUAGUGUUACAAGAUUAAUUGUGUGUCAAAAUGUCAGUGCGGACUUUUACUUGUUUGUAGUUUUCAAGUAGAUCUAACUAUAAUAAUAGUGAUAGUUACAAUAGAGUGUCUACUGAUUAUAGUUCUAUAAUUAAACUUAUGAUUUUUGGCUUAUGUCUGUAUGCUAUUAUAAUUUGAGCUGAUCACAAGUUUUAAAAGCAAUGAUACCUAAUGAUCCAAUAAU